GCGCCACCACUAGCCAUCUCAAGCGCUUAGCCAUCAGUGAUUAUUAAGGCACACCAUAAUCACUCUGCCUCGUGCUAGUGAUCAAGCAACUGCUUCAGUACUCUGUAGCAAUGGCAGGCAAGGCCACGAUCGUGCUGUUCCUCGCCGUCAACCUGGCGGUGUUCGCCAUGGCAAGCGCCUGCGGUGGCAACUGCCCCACCCCAUCCACCCCGUCGACGCCGACCCCGACGCCGGCCUCGUUCGGCAAGUGCCCCCGUGACGCGCUCAAGUUGGGCGUGUGCGCCAAUGUUCUAGGCCUGAUCAAGGCCAAGGUGGGCGUGCCGCCCACGGAGCCAUGCUGCCCGCUGCUGGAGGGGCUCGUCGACCUCGAGGCCGCACUCUGUCUCUGCACCGCCAUCAAGGGCAACAUCCUCGGCAUUAACCUCAACCUGCCCAUCGACCUCAGUCUCAUCCUCAACCACUGCGGCAAGAGCGUGCCCACCGGCUUCAAGUGCCUCUAAGCUCUAAGCAAACCUAUGGAAGCAUUUAUGUGGCAUGCAUGAGCGCGUGCGGGCCAUGCAUGGGUAUGCCAACAUUCUUAUGGCCUCAACAGAAAACGUUCUUUUGCUAAUCAUUUGUUUUAGCCUAUGCUUAUUGGCCUGGUCAUACGCAUGUAUCGCGGUUUGAGAUCACCUUUUUCGCUUUUCCCUGAACUAUUUGGAUUAUUGUUUUGUAUUCGGCAACCUUGUUAUAUGAAUAAAAUUUACUUCUUCAGUUUGCAGUU
Messenger RNA from Sorghum bicolor (sorghum), 763 nucleotides. Its product is annotated as 14 kDa proline-rich protein DC2.15. NCBI's taxonomy places the organism in Eukaryota, Viridiplantae, Streptophyta, Magnoliopsida, Poales, Poaceae. Bases 111 to 500 code for a protein of 129 amino acids. The transcript has a single exon. The record is from RefSeq and is a predicted model, not a curated record.